This is a messenger RNA of Aspergillus lentulus, 306 nucleotides long. The record is from RefSeq and is a predicted model, not a curated record. NCBI's taxonomy places the organism in Eukaryota, Fungi, Ascomycota, Eurotiomycetes, Eurotiales, Aspergillaceae.
AUGGCCUCGACUCAAGGAAAUGUUGGUCGGAAGGCUGAAUGGAUAGAGAAACUUGAGAAGCAUUGCAAAACUGCAGGCCUUGGAGACCCGGUGUACACAUUGUUCUCCGAUCGUCGAGGAGGUCGGACAGCUUGGAGCUCCAGCGUGAAGGUACAAGGUAGAGCAUAUGCUGCGCGGUACUGGUACGAUGGGAACUUCACAAUUAACGCCAAACAUGACGCUGCAGAGGUAGCUCUCACGCUCCUGACCUACCAACAGCAACCACAAGCUCGCAGCGAAACUCUUCCAGGAAAGGUGUGGCCGUAG